This is a messenger RNA of Monomorium pharaonis (pharaoh ant), 2012 nucleotides long. It is a transcript of the gene Mgat3, whose product is annotated as beta-1,4-mannosyl-glycoprotein 4-beta-N-acetylglucosaminyltransferase. The transcript has 3 exons. Gene Ontology annotation, molecular function: beta-1,4-mannosylglycoprotein 4-beta-N-acetylglucosaminyltransferase activity. Gene Ontology annotation, biological process: N-acetylglucosamine metabolic process; protein N-linked glycosylation. NCBI's taxonomy places the organism in Eukaryota, Metazoa, Arthropoda, Insecta, Hymenoptera, Formicidae. Gene Ontology annotation, cellular component: membrane. Bases 586 to 1875 code for a protein of 429 amino acids. The record is from RefSeq and is a predicted model, not a curated record.
UUCCCCCGUUGCAGCCAGUCAGCCUGAGUUAGGCAGCGACUAUCGACGGGACUAGAGGUGUAUGCGCGGUGUCGCGCGUCGCCGGUCGUCCUGUAGUCACCGGGGUGGGAUCCGGCGGAGCCAGCGAAGAAAUCGCCGAUCAACGCGAGUUAAAUGGCACGUUGCACUGCGGUGACGUCACCAUACAAGUGUCACGGGGUCCUGGUGAGAUCAUCGUCAAAGGCGUCGUCGUCGUCGGGCCGCAUUGUGAGCGACACUUUAUUACGUAACAUUGUUAUGGGCAAUGACACGCGUGCGGGGCGGAGGCUGCCGGGACGUUCAACUUGCGCGGAAUCCAAUUAGCGGGCGGUACAUGUUCCGCAGCGGAUCGGCGACAAUCCCGUUUAGUUUGCACGACUGAAAAGAAUGUCACGUAAACGACGAAUCAGAGAUAUGUAUAGAAAAUAUGAGAAACGUCGUAUUGAGAAAUGAGAUGAUACUCAAGAGACUGUAAUCUCAACGAAAAUGUCACAGACAGCUAAAAAGACUUAUCUUCAGGAAUAUAAGAUGAAAAAUUGAAUAGUCUGAGACGCAGGGAUCGGUGCCAUGCAGGUCCGUCUAGAUGGAAAGCUGGCGUUGCUGUACACUUUAUUGGUCUUGCAAGUUCUGAUUGUUAUGAUUUAUGUCGCCACAACUCCGCCGCCCGAGCUAGCUGUGUCAACGACUCGCACGUCCGUCAGUUUCGUCAAGUUCGAAGCGUCGCAGGAGCUGCAUGUAAAUCAGGGCAAUCGCAAAAAAGCACCAAUCUACCAGACAAUCAAUGGGGAAGUAACGCUGAAGGAUGUAAAGACGUUUAAGCUAUUUGAAGUAUACAAUCGUACCGUGUGCUGGAAAUAUGGAGUGGACCACCGUAAGAUGAAAAAUAAUGAGCAUCUAGAGAGAUGUAUCUGCAAUCAAGGGUGGCAUGGCUUGGACUGCGGACAGCCAGAAGUCGUGUGGAGGGCGAUUAUGGCGUCGAAACAGAACGUCAGCCUAAAACGUCGCAAAACCGCCAGGCACGUUAUUCACACCUUUUUCGUAAACGACUACAACUCUGGCAUCGCGGAGGUGAUAGUGGAAGAGCUCUACAACGUGGUGGACCUUUUCGUAAUAUGUGAUUUCAACAACGCCGAGGAUAACUUCCGACACAAGUUGUCCAAGGGCUUGCUGCAGCGGGAGCAAAAAAAGAUCCUGUAUAUCAACAUGGCGAGCAAGUCCCACAAGCCAUCCAGGAUAGUAUCGAAAUACGUCUGGGAUAAGAUCAGGGCUGUGGUGCAGAAUUUGAGGGACGACGAUCUUUACGUGACGACGGAACCGGAGCAGAUACUCAACUCCAGGGCAUUAAUGUUCCUCAAGGUGUACGACGGUUGGCCUCAGCCCAUCGGAUUUAGAUUAAGAUGGUCGAUAUAUGGCUUCUUCUGGCAGCAUCCACUCAAGACAGCAAUCACGCUCGGCGCGUAUACCGUCGGUUUGAUGCGCAAUGCCUAUCAGUCCAACUCGCUUGUCCUACGACAGCAGUUAGACGGAGACACCAGCGAAAGAGAUAUUUUAGGAUUAGUCAUAGGGGACUUGAAUCACUACGGCGGGUGGUACUGCAAUUUGUGCCAGGCGCCCGCGAACAUUAUUAUCGGUCUUCGCAAUAAAGUACAGUCUAAUGAAAUUUAUAUCGAGAAGACUAUCGACGUGCCGUUCGUCGAGGACCUAAUAGGUAGCGGAUUAUGGUUGGACGGUAAAACCGGUCUUCUAAGAGUCUCUAAGUCCAGCGAUUCCUAUUUCGCGCCAGAAACGAUUCUUAAUAACACGUGGAAGUACGACUGGCUGGUAGAGAAUUUUUAUGCUAAGCUAGAUUAUUACUGACGUACUGGUCGCACCCGACUGUGAUAUUAACUUAUACUCGAUAUUCAAUGUAUAUACACUAUGUAAUAUUAUACCGAAUUUAUACACUAAAAUAUUACGUUGAUGAAAUAUAAAUGUUAAAUGGUUUAUACAUAUAA